Molecule: messenger RNA, 9839 nt
Organism: Pseudopipra pipra
Lineage: Eukaryota; Metazoa; Chordata; Aves; Passeriformes; Pipridae
Gene: TMEM200B
Product: transmembrane protein 200B
Exons: 2
Coding region: 266-1543 (425 amino acids)
Source: RefSeq, a predicted model, not a curated record
CCCCCCGCCCGAAGCCGCCGCGCUCCGCCCUCCGCGGGGCCGGGGCGGGACCCGGGGCCGGGCGGAACCCGCCGCCCCCCCGCCCCGAGCACAGACGUCCCGGCGGCGGCGAGCGGGGAACCGGGAGUCGGGAUCCCAGCGCCUCCCGCCGCUCCAUGGCCCCGGCCGCGGCGGCGGAGCCCAGUGCCCGCCACCCCCGGGGCACCGGCCCCGGGCCCGGCUCGGAGCGGCGGCCGCCGGAAGAGCGGCUGAGCCGGACGAGACGAUGACUGUGGAGAGCACGGAGACCAACGGGCCCCUGCGGGAGCCGGAGCUGGGGGGUCCCAAGGCUCCGGUGCCCCCCGUGCCCUCGCGGCGCCGGGGCCGCCGCCUGCGGCGCAAAUCCCCCCCGGAGAGCCCGGUGAAGGGGCAGCUCCGCAUGCGCUCGCCGGCCGGAGCCUUCGUCAUGGUGGGCAUCUCAGUGGUCCUGGUGGGCAUGACCAUCGCCGUGGUGGGCUACUGGCCCCACCGGGGGCACGGCGGCACCGGGGCCGGCGGAGGCAACGCCAGCGUGGCCGGGGACACGAGGAGGGAGGUGGCAGCUGCGCGCCACGGACCCCACAGUGAGAAGCUGAAGCUGAUCGGCCCCGUCAUCAUGGGCAUCGGGCUCUUCAUCUUCAUCUGCGCCAACACGAUGCUCUACGAGAACAGGGACAUGGAGACGCGCCAGCUGAUGCAGAAGGGGCUCUACGGCAUGGCCGGGGGGCUCCCCGAGGGCGCCGGCCCCGAGGACGGGCACUGCCAGCACGGGGAUGGCCCCAAGGCCAACGCCGAGUGCGUGGAGGGCUGUUACCAGGUGGACCUGUCCUGCCAGCCCUGCCCCGGCCCUGGCAGCAAGUGGUCCGACUGCUACAGCCCCAAUCGGCUCCAGGCCAUGGCAGAGUUCCUGCAGCACCCGGCGGGAUCCCCCGCGGCCUCCCUGCGCAGCCUCCGCUCCGGCGCCUCCACCGAGGCCAACCUUGGCCUCCCGCGCCACGCCGGGGCCGAGUCCCUGCUCUGCUCGGCCGUGGGUGCCCUGGCACUGCCCGUCAUCAAGCUCAACAACUGCCUGCUGGACGCGGCGGCGCGAGGGGCUGGUGGGAGGGUGGGCCCUGCUGAGCAUCCCCCCGAAACACCACGGCCCUCCCGGGCCCCGCUCUCCGUCGGCGACAGCGUCACAGCGUGUGGCCAGGAUUGUGGUGGUGGUGGUGGUCACACCGUCAUUGACAUGGAUGGUGCAGAGCUGGUGGCAGCAGAUCUCAGCCCCGAUGCGCAGCUCCACACCCCGGGACACUCCAAAUCCCUGGACCUCGGCCGGCCGGGGGUGCUGCUGGUGGCCCCCAUGAAGGACCGUAAGAACCGGAGCUGGCCCCGGCUGGACCACGUCAGCCUGGUGGGCUACGCCAAACUGGAAAGCACCGGCGAGUCCUCGGACCGGCUGCUGGAGCCCAGCGAGCCCCCGAGCCGGGCAGAGCCCCGGCCCAGCUCCUGGGUGGUGGGCACAGAGCAGGGCACGCAGGUGUGACACCCCUGGGGACCACGACAUCACAGCCCCUCGUCCUGGCCCCCAGAACCCACCAGCGGCCCCGAAAGCCCCUCUCAGGAGGGGUUUGUUUGUAAGCAGGUGCCAAGAGGAAGCUCCUGACGCGCCGCUCCCAGGGGAGGACUCGCCUGGGGUGGGAUGUCCUUCCUGGUGGAUGCCCUUGGCCUUACAACCCUUCUCCUGGUGGCUUUUCUGGAGGAGCCCCCACUUUAAGACCCAACAAACUGUGGGAUGGGGAUGUGGGGGUGAGUGAAGCCUCACCAGCCCCUGCAGCACUUUAUUUCAGUGGGGUUGGGGUGGGGGGAUGAUCUGGGGGGUGGUGGCCACUUGUCCAGUCUCAGCCCGCCAGAAAAUUUGCUUGCCCAGAGCACGUAAGCCCGACAGGGCUAUUAAAUAUUACCUGGAUGCCACGUGGUCCUGCCUCGCCUCCUCCUGUUCCCAAGGGAUCCUCAGGGUGGGCAGUGCCAGCAGCAGCCGGUCCAGAGGGUCUCCAAGACCUUGUGCCCCCACCCAGGCUGUGCUGGAGAAGGGAUGCUCCAUAACCAGCUGCUGAAUAUUUGCAGGAUGAGGUGAUAAGCUCAAGGUUUGGUUUGUUUUUGGUUUUUUUUGUAGAGGAGGGAUGCUAAAGGGAUGCCCAGGGAGCUGCAGGUGGUGAGCAAGGUGCUGCUGCCCACCCAGAGCGUGGCAAUUCCCAGAGCCUGUCUGUGGAUCCAGGUUUAUUUGUGCUGGUUUUUGGAAGGGUGCAGGAGGAGGGAUGUGAAGGAGCAGUGAGGUGGGUGAGUGUCGUGUUAUUUGGUGCCCUUUGGAUGCAGAACAGGAGCUGCACAGGAUGAGGCCGGAGAGGUGGGAGCUGGGGGUUCAUCCCAUCCUGUUCUGCUCCCUCCAGCUCUGAAUGGCUGAAAUACGUUUUAUCUGCAUGAAAUAUCUGGGAUUUUUUUAUUCCUGUCUCUGCUUCUGCCUCUCUCUGGCCUGAAGUGAGCACAGAGCAUCAGACCUUGCAAACUUUGGAGUCAACAUCCUUCUCCAGACCAAAACAUCCCAGCAGAAUGGCUGGGGAAUUGCCUUUUCUGGCAAAACCCCCUUUUUUCUCAAAAAGCAACCCCCCACAGUGGUUUUUUUUCCUGCUUUACGAGGAAGAGCUGUCUCUGUUUCCCUCACAGGGAGGUCAGAACCAGCACCCCCCUGAGCAGGGGACAGAGACGGGGCCGACAGCUGCGGUUUGGGGCCGGUUGCAUCCCGAAGGAUUUGCUGGCAGCGACACCAGCCCACAGCUCAGCUAUUUAUUUGGCUGCUGAAUCUCAACAUUAUUUAGGCACUGCUUCAGUGCAACAAACAGCAACAAGAAAAAGUCACCGGCAGGGUCUGCCCUGGAGCAGCAUCCCAGGGGGAGGGCCAGGAGGUUGUUUUUGUCCGAAAAUAACUUUUUAUUUGGGCUCAACCAGCUGCAGCCAGAGCUCAGGCCGGGCCCUGGGCCACGAUUCAGGAACCAGCAGCAAGAAAUUGGAGCCUGAAGCACCACAAGGAGCUGCACCAGGAGCUACUGGGGGGUUUUGUUUUCAUUUUUUUCCCUUCGUUUUUUGGCUGGGGCUCAGCUUGACUGUGGGAAGUGGCUGGAUCACAGGGGAACCUGCCUGGACCACGUGCCUACUCCAGCAUCCUCCUCCUGCCCCAUCCUCCUCCUGCCCAGCUCAGCAGCGUCCUCCAGGGAGGCACUUCUGAGCCACGCUGGGAUUGUUUCAAAAUGCAAAGCUGCUUGAUUAAUUAAUCUGGCAGGGUGAGAUGACCCGUGCCUUCUCCAGGGAGAGCAUCAUCUGUGCAUCCCUCACUUUCAGCUCCAGCUGUGGACACCGUUUCCAGAGAAUCUGUGGGAUUUUAACAGUGCUGGAUUCAGAGGGUGGAUGCCAUGGAUGCUGUCCCCACAGCGUGCUGGCAAUAAACUGGGCAGGGAUGGGGCUGGGUUAGAAAAGAAAUUAAAAGAGAAAAUAGAAAUAUCCCCCCUGGAUGGAUCCCUUGGCUGGCCCUGCUUGGCUGCAGAGGUGGGAAGUGAAACCAUCCUGGAAGCCUGGAAGAUGUCUCACUGUGCAGCCUGUGAAGGGCAGUGCUGGGUGGUCUGUCCUGCCCAGGAAUGGGCUGGAUACACUAUGGAUUAAAUAUCCAGCUGUUCUCACCCACUGGAAUAUCCCAUCUCAGGAGGUGCCCACUGCAGGAGGAGAUUCCUGCCAACUCAAGAGGGAUUUUACCAGAAACACCAGCAAAGAAAAUCAGGGGGUUAUCCCAAAUACCAACACAUCCAGCCUGGCCAGGACUGACCCUGGGGUCCAUUGGGCCAGAGGAUGGACACUGGAGCAGCCAGAGACCCCAUUAAUUGCAGUUACCCCCCACCUCAAAGGGCUGGUGCACGGCUAUGGGGUAAAAUGUGGAAAAUGGGUUUGGGGGAAACCACUGCCAUAGGCUGUGUGUGGGACAGGUGCCCUGGGAGGGUGCAGACCCCACUGAGGGCUGUAAGAGGGUCUCCCAUGCCCAGGGACACCCCAGUAGUGCUGCUGGGGCUCCAGAUUUGCUGCUGGGACACCUCCAUCCCCCAGGGAGGGGCUACAGGUUGCAGGGGGGGUUAUUAACACUCCCCCAAGCCCCUCAAACAGCUCUACAAGGAGCUGGGGCCAAGGACUGUGCAGCUCCAAUGGGGCAGGUUCAGUGCCAGCCCGAGAAACACCCUGCAAAGGGGCAAAAAGUGGGGGAUGGAGAGAGAAGGGCCGUGCCAAAAAAAGUCAGCUCCAAACAGCAAAGGAUCCAGACCCAAACCCUGGAGCACAAGAGCCGCGGGCACACGGAAUCAGCCACAGCCGGGGACGAUCAGCUCCCACCCCACACCUGAUGCUGCUCAGCCCUCGGGCUGGUUUGCAGCCCUUCCUGCCCUCCCUCCUCCUCUUCUCGGGGUCACAGUCAUGAGUCUGCUCGGUCGAGGAGUCCUUCCUUAAGAUUUCAGGUCGGUGGGAAGGCGGGGGCUCUGCUCCCGGCUCUGCUCUUGCAGUACCGCCGGGGAAAGGCUGCGGCGAUAUUUGGGGUGAGCGAUGCCGAGGUGCUGGGAAGAUGAAGUGCCGGGGACAGUGUGACCUGUGCGAGGUGACGGUGCAGCCCCUCCUGCUUAAAGAUGACCCUGGUGGGUGUGGGGAGCUGAAAACCUCUAUGACCUUUCGGCAGAGUACGCAGGGUGCUGCUUUUUGUUGCUUUGUUUUAAAAAAACAAGGCAAUAAUGUGAUACAAAAAGCCUCUCUGCUUUGAUGAGCCAGCACUGAGCCGAGGGCACCCAUCCUGGCACUUCCCAGGAUCUGAGGGAGCCGGGAUGAGGCUGGAGCUGGGGUGGGUUUGGGGGUAGUUGCUUAAUUUUGGUUUUUCUUUAUUUUCUGUGGGUGUGGGGUGUCCUCCACAUCAGCACCCUAGGAGCUGCACAUUUCUCCUGCUGCAGAAACGGGCUGAGCAAUGUGGGAUGAGCCCCCUGGGGCUGGUCCAGGUGGGAUGGGGUGAGCCGAGCUCCAAAGCCAGAGUCCCCCCCAGUGCUAUCAGUCAUUGAGUGGCAGGAGCUGGAGCCCAAAUCUCCAGGGCUUUGGCUUGGAGUCCGUAUGGAACCACUGGGGGCAAAAAGGGGAAAGGAAAGGAAAGGGAAAGGCAAAGGAAGGGAUGCCCACAGACUUGCAGGUGUCCUGCAGUGGUGCUUUCUUGGGGGCCUGGGGAUGGAGCAGGAAUGAACACAGUGCUGUGGGAUGAGAGGUCACUCCCUGCCUCUGGCUUUGACUUUUCCCUCAGUUUCCCCAGUGAAGGAGCUCAGGGCUGGGCUCAGUGUGUCCAACCUGGCCCAUUGCAAAUGUAAUGCCUCCAUUUCAACCCUAUUUAUUCCAGACCCUGAAUCCCCCUGGGCUCUCUCGGUUGGAAGUGAGGGAGUCACCCCACUGCUGCAAUUCCCCCUGGAGCCCUGAGGGCACUGCACUGACCCCCUGAGAACACAAGUGGCUGCUGAGCCCCUGAAACGGGAGGAACAACCCAAAAAUAGCCGAGGGCUGGAACAAACUGGAGUUUGAAUGGGAACUUUCUCCUCCUGGUGUGACGGCUGCUCCUCUGGGAUGGAGAUAUAAGGAAGGACCAGGGAUGGGCGAUGAGUUUUUGUGGCUCCUUCCCAAAUGAUGGGACCUCCAAGAGGGAGGCAUUGCCUUUGGUGUGGGAUCUGGGGGCUGGAGCUGGCAUGGGGCCACCCAGGAGCUGGGACUGGGCCCCCGGGAGCUGUGGGGAGCUGCUGCUGCCUCCUGCGGGGCCAGGACAGGGGCUUGGGGUUUGGGGUUUUAUUUAUUUGCAUCUGCAUUGCCAUGGUGUUUGUUUGUCUAAUAUUUUCCCUUGCUUGUAGCCAGGCAAAAUGCCACAGCAAAGUUACCACACACACACACCCUGCUCUGGCUGUCAGGGGGGUAACCCUGGGCUUGGGACACCCACCCCGAGGGGCUGGAAUGGGGGAGCUUUAAGGAAAAGCCUUUCUAGGUGUGGUGGUCUCCUGGCUGACAGCCCCAGGGCUCGGUGAAGGGUUGUGGUGGGUGUUUGCUGUCCCUGUGCUUGUCCCCCGGGAAAAUGAGCUGGGGACACAGUUCCCCUGGGAAUUUUGGGGGGGGGGCUGCAGUGUGCCCUGUGCUGGGGGUGUCCCUUCAGUGGUGAUGGCAACGCUCCUGCCCAGCAAACUGUUGUGUCUUGGGUGGAUGGGCCAUGUGGGAGCAGGUCCCACCGAUGUCCCUGCAGGGUGUCCGUGACAGGGACAGGCUGGGAGCCCCUUGGGGACCAUUGUUAGCCCAGUGUCCCCUCACCACGAGGGUCCCAGGGCUGAUGAUGUUCUUUCAGGACACCCCCCCUAUUGCCAUGGGAGCUGGGAGCCCUGGGACAGACUGGGAUCAGCUUGGAGCUGCUCCCUGGGCAAUGCUAAAGUGGGGACACAGCUGAUGCCUUGGCUGCAGAGCAGGAGACUGACACCCCAAAGCGCAGCUGAGCAGAGGGGUGAAGCCAUUUCUUGGUUGUUUCCCCCAGACACGCUGGCCUGGGGGCUGUGGUCUGUGCUGGGCUGUCACAUCACACCAGUGCAUUGUCUGGAGGCACUGGGAGCUCCACAAGCCCCAGCUCCCCAAGACAGGGCUGGUUUUGGCAUGACCCUGCUGGGGUUGGACAGGGCAGGAGCCACAGCCUAUGCUGGCCCAGGGAGAUAAUGUGACACACUCAGCUCUGCUGCAGAGCUGGGAGUAAAUUAUGGGAGUAAAUCCCGACCCUGACACGUUACAGGAAAGCAGCUCCAGUGGUGGCAGAUUCCCAACUCUCCAGGGUCGGUCUCUGGGGGCUCCUUUGUAAGUUUGGCUUUACAGCAUGUACAGAUUUAAUACUUGGAGAGGCUUGCAAGCAAACAGGCCUGGGGCAGGGUGGGAGAGGCGAUGGCUCUGUCUGGAGCAAUGGGAAUUCGUGGGGCUUUCAGUAUCUGACAGGGGCCAUGUCCCCCUUCCCUCUCCCCUCUGCCACAGGGGGUGGUACCUCAGCAGCCCCAGGGCUGCCCUUGCCCCCAGGGCUGCUCUUCCCAGCCAGUUCCCAAUCUCCAGCAGCCCUAACUGGGCCAGCUGGCUUUUGUUCUCUGUCAGGCUGGUGGCCAAGAUGCCCUGUCAGCUUUCUGCUCCGUGUUUCUGUCCCUCCUAAAGGUGCUGCAGCCAGAAAAAAAAAAAAAAAAAAAAGAGAUGGGACCAAAAAAAUAGAUGGAUGUGACAUUUCCUCCCUGCUCCAGUUCAGUCAUGUUCCCUCGGGCUGGGCAGCAGCUGCUGAGCACCAGCCUCACCUGGGGGAAUUCUGGAUCUCAAAAAGGAGGGUUUUUUAUCAAGUGAUGCUGCUCUAGGAAAAACUUGGACUCUGGGAAUCCCUUUUACCUCACCUGGGUGAAUUCCAUAGCUUCAAAGGGAGGUUUUAUAUCAAGUGAUGCUGCUUUAGGGAAAACUCUGGGAAUCCCUUUUGGGGGGGCUUUGGUCUUGCACGUGGCCCCACUGGGAGCUGUUUGGAAGGGUCUGAAGGCACCAAGAGCCCAGAAGAAUGCUGGUGGUGGAGGCUGGCACAGGGCUGGGAGAGCCACAGCUGCGUUUGGAGGGGCAAUGGGUCUGGUUUAGGCUGGAAAAACCAAAUUACCAUGAAGCCAGGUUGGGGAGAAAAAUGUGGAGGAGGGUGAGAAGAAGGAAGAAAGGUUCCAGGGCCAGGGAGAGUGUUUUGUUUGAAAAUUUAUUGAAAAAUUCAAUACAAGAAGCAAUACUGAACACUUAGGUCUGUCUAAACGCUACAGCAACUUUCCCUUUGAUUCACUAUGAAAAUCCAAAAUAACAGCUCCCAUCACUAGUUGAUCUAGAAAGAUUUGCCAACUUUAAAAGUUACUAUUUUUAUAAAGAAGAGUGUAAAUGCCUACCCUAGACAAUUCACAAUUGCCUUAAAAAAAUUUUACAAAGCUCCUUCAUCUUCUCAACUAAAUUAUUUUAUUUAUUUUUAUGACUUUUUUUUUUCUUUUUUUCUUUUCUUUUUUUUUUUUUUUACAAGUUGCACCUCUAAGGCUGGGACACUACCACCUCUUAAGGUAAUUGUACAAUUAGGAAAAUCAGCAAACCACAGUUUAUUUAAAACCAGAAAUCAGUCAGUCCUUUGCUAACACAUCUCUGUUGGUCAGGGAUUGCUAUCAGGCAACUGGAGCCACCGUUCCAGUUUCAUGGAGGAGAACAGGAGCUCCUUGCCUUCCUCUCUAUAAAAACAUUCAUUCAUAUAUAAAUAGCUUCCAUAUAAUGUAUAUUAUACAAUCAAGACAGUCUCUGGGUGAAUUUGUGGAGUGGGAAGAGCUGGGAACAUUCAUAUAAAUAGACCUUACUUAGCCGGUUUGUCCCUCGAGCUGACACAGCACUGCUCAGAGCCAAAGAUCUUAAAUCCCACUGGAGGUGGAAGGGGUGUGGGCAGCCCCACCACGGCCCUGGAUGAGGGGGGAAGAAGCUUCUUCUGCUCUUAACUUUUCUCUUCUUCCCAGGCUGCUGCUGCUCCCAUCCAGCUCCCGGGCUCGGGCGCCGCACGUGUCGGCGGGAGAGGGUCAGUGGGAAACCCCCGGGGUCGGACAGCAGGUGAUGGCAAAGGGCAGACGAGGCCAUGACUUGUUUAAAAUACUCAAGGAGAAGCAAGAACUCUGCAGGGGGGGGAAGUGUGAGAGUGGACAGCCUGGAAAUGGCCACCCAAAAUCCAGGGGAAAAGGAAAAUACGAGCCCUUAAAAAGGGACGUCCGCAGCCACGGCGGGCACGUCCCUUUGGGAAGGAACCACCUCUCCUGCCAGCAGGUUUCUCACCCCCAGAAAUCCCCUGCUCAGGGUGUUUUGUCCCACUCAUUGUGCUCAGGGCACAGGACACCCCAAGGGAACACCCAGGGACCAGGUUCCCCUCAAUUCUUGCGGCAGCCAAGUGCCUUUAAGUGCUAUGGACAAACUUAAUUUAUCACACUGGCUCUGCCUGGUAAAGCCCAGAAACCCUCUCAGCCGCUACUCCAUGUGCCCAUUCCCUCCUCAGGUGGCUGCUGCAGGUGAGAAGGAAGGACUGAGUGGGGAAAAAAGCUAAAUUCCCAGAAAAAGGACAGUGCCAGAGGGUGCUCAGCAUGAGGGGUGUUUAAGGCAAGCGUUACCCAACUAAGUUGAGGACAGCAGGGACACAGACCUGCUCCAAGGUCUGCGUGGCAGAACAAGGAAGGAAGGGGCUGUUCAGAUAGGUAGAGGAAGACUUAAUCUCUACACUGCAGCUGUGGGGCCCAGGAGUCCCUAAAUCCCCAGAGCAGGAUGCCCUGUGGAAGGCAGAGCACCCCAGGAGGGGAUCCCGCACCCGGAGCAGCCCAGAAGCAGCUGUUGGCAUGGGAAGGCUGGAGGCUGAGCAGGGGCCAGCAAGGCUCUAGGAAAGCCAAAAUCCAGCAGCUCCAGCAGAGUCUCCAAUCAAUACUGACAACUUAAUUAAAAUUGCACCUGAAUCUGAGAAGCUGCAGCAGCCCUGGUGCAGUUCCAAGGCUGUUUGCAGCUCGACAGCGAGUCGUUGCAGCCUGAGCUAAAUCCAGUGACUUCUGAAACACAUCAUUCAAAUUUGAAACUGGAGAGAGCUUUUUCUUUAUUGCCAUUUUCUUCCUAUCCUCGCCUGAGGAGCAGCAGAGCACUCCCUGCCCUCAGCUACCAAUGUGCCACACACUAUAUAUAUAUAUAUAUAUAUAUAUUUA